Molecule: messenger RNA, 1162 nt
Organism: Brassica oleracea var. oleracea
Lineage: Eukaryota; Viridiplantae; Streptophyta; Magnoliopsida; Brassicales; Brassicaceae
Product: F-box protein At4g11590-like
Exons: 1
Coding region: 52-1131 (359 amino acids)
Molecular function (GO): protein binding
Source: RefSeq, a predicted model, not a curated record
UUGAAGAAGUGUAGAAAGAGUAACUCUGAUGAAAUCCCUCAACACCUAGUGAUGGAGAUUAUCAGGAGAUUGCCUGCGAAAUCGGUAGCUAGGUUUCUUCUAGUAUCCAAGUCAUGGGCAAAUCUCAUCACCAAUAGAGAUUUCAUCAAAUCAUUCGAGACCAGGUCUUGUUCGUCUCAGCCUCGUCUCCUAGUCUGUUUCAUUGGUCGAACUAAACCAUGUCAACGCCAAUAUUGCUACUUCUUCUUCUCGUCGUCUUCGUCAUCAACGACUUUUCUGUCACGUGUUAAAUGCCCCCGUGAAGAUCCUGAAUGCUUUCCCUGCCUUCCUCAUUAUGCUAACGGCUUGAUGAGGCUUGGAUAUGGCGAAAAGAAACUCAUAUGUAACCCUAGUACCGGUAAGUCCAUAGCUUUACCAAAGGUCAAAAACAUCAUGAGCGUCUCCAAAAGUUUGUUCGGGUAUGAUACAGUUAAUGAUGAGUACAAAAUAUUAUGCAUGACGAAAAAAUCGCCUGACGGUAUUAAACCCCAUUCACGAUAUGAAUAUCAAGUACUCACAUUGGGAGCUGAUGAACAGUCUUCAUGGAGAACAAUAGAAUGUAGCAUUCCACACCGUUAUUGCUGUAACGCUUAUGUGUGCAUAGAUGGUGUUGUUUACUUUGUUGCUAAAACAGGCGCUGACUUGUGCUUGAUGAAAUUCGAUUUGAGGUAUGAAAAGUGGGAUCUUCUUACUAGGCUAUCCUCAGACAUGUCACGUCUAGGUGAGGAUUGCACUCUGAUAAACUAUGAGGGGAAAGUAGCCAUAACCACUACUAACACCAGCGGAGAUACCUUUAAUGUGUGGGUUAUAGAUCAGGCUGCUCGAGAACCUGGAUGGUUGAAGAAAAGUUUUAGUAUUGAAUCUUGGAAAUUUUUAUCUAAGUUAAGCAUAUAUGGCUCUACUCACACGGGUGAGUUUAUUUUGGCACCAAGGUACUAUUCGCAUGACUUUAGUGUUAUACUUUACAAUCCCAACACGAAUGGUUUGAGAAAAAUUAAGGUUGAUGUAAAGGGAAGCGAUGAGUUCAAGCAUGGUCGGCGUAUGAGAACAAUGGUUUUUUCGGAGUACUUUCAGAGUAUUAGGCUGUUGUAGGAGAGACAGUUUUCAUACUUUGCGUUUAUUU